Messenger RNA from Aspergillus versicolor CBS 583.65, 159 nucleotides. RefSeq lists its product as uncharacterized. The record is from RefSeq and is a predicted model, not a curated record. The coding region runs from base 1 to 159 and encodes 52 amino acids. The transcript has 2 exons. Lineage: Eukaryota; Fungi; Ascomycota; Eurotiomycetes; Eurotiales; Aspergillaceae.
AUGCAAAAUUUGCCUUUAGGAGACCCGAUUCUCAAGGGGCCACUCAAGGUGGCUUGCAUCCAGAUGCCCAGCUACCCUGACAACGGUGGCAUCUCAUUCCACGAGUCCUACACCCUCUCUGCGGGAGCGCAGGUGACCGUUGUGGAAAUCGAGGGCUAA